This is a messenger RNA of Liolophura sinensis, 2584 nucleotides long. RefSeq names its product T-complex protein 1 subunit gamma-like. Bases 19 to 1662 code for a protein of 547 amino acids. The transcript is spliced from 17 exons. Gene Ontology annotation, biological process: protein folding. The record is from RefSeq and is a predicted model, not a curated record. Lineage: Eukaryota; Metazoa; Mollusca; Polyplacophora; Chitonida; Chitonidae. Gene Ontology annotation, molecular function: ATP hydrolysis activity; ATP-dependent protein folding chaperone; ATP binding.
AAUAGCAGAACUUCAAUCAUGUACGGGCCGUCGCCGAUAAUUGUGUUGAGUGGGAACACCAAACGUGAAUCGGGAGAGAAGGUUCAGUUUGGAAAUAUCACAGCGGGGAAGGCCAUAGCGGAUAUCAUCAGAACAUGUCUGGGACCACGGGCUAUGCUGAAGAUGUUGAUGGACCCGAUGGGAGGCAUUGUGAUGACCAAUGAUGGGAAUGCCAUUCUCAGGGAGAUCACAGUGCAGCACCCAGCGGCCAAGUCCAUGAUUGAGGUGGCCAGGACACAGGAUGAGGAGGUUGGGGAUGGAACCACCACUGUUAUCAUUCUGGGAGGUGAGAUGUUGUCAGUAGCAGAACCUUUUCUCCAACAGCAGAUGCACCCCACCGUGAUCAUCAGUGCUUUCAGACAGGCGCUAGAGGACCUUGUGGACAUGCUCAGGACAAAAAUAGCUGUACCGGUUGAUGUGAAGAACAAAAAUGAGAUGCUGAAGAUUGUCAAAAGUUGUAUAGGAACAAAAUUUAUGAGAAAAUGGUCGGAUUUAGCGUGUGAAAUUGCCCUGGAAGCCACAGCUACAGUUGCUUUGGAGGAGAAUGGCAGGAAAGAGAUUGACAUUAAAAGAUAUGCAAAAGUAGAAAAAGUGCCCGGAGGAUCUAUUGAAGAUUCAAAGGUGUUACGAGGGGUAAUGGUCAACAAGGAUGUAGUCCAUCCUAAGAUGAGGAGGCGAAUUGAAAAUCCGAGAAUAAUUCUGCUGGACUGCAAUUUGGAGUACAAAAAAGGGGAGAGCCAGACCAACAUUGAGAUAACAAAGGAAGAAGAUUUUGCUAAAAUCCUGAAGCUGGAGGAAGACUACAUUCAGCAGAUUUGUAAUGACAUAAUCAAGCUGAAGCCUGAUCUGGUGAUAACAGAGAAAGGGGUGUCAGAUCUUGCCCAGCAUUUCCUUGUGAAAGCAGGCAUUAGCUGCAUUAGACGGUUACGCAAGACAGAUAACAACAGAAUUGCUAGAGCUUGUGGAGCAACAAUUUGUGCAAGAACAGAUGAAUUGAAAGAAGAUGAUGUGGGUACAAGAUGUGGGCUUUUUGAAAUUAAAAAGAUUGGUGAAGAGUACUUCACCUUCCUGGUCGACUGUCAGGACCCUAAAGCCUGUACGAUCCUGCUGAGAGGGGCGAGUAAAGACAUCCUGAAUGAGGUGGAGAGGAACCUGCAAGAUGCAAUGAAUGUUGCCCGAAAUGUGAUGGUGGAUCCCAUGUUAGUGCCAGGUGGAGGGGCCACAGAAAUGGCUCUGGCUCAGGCAAUGAACGAGAAGGCUAAGAGCAUCACGGGCGUGCACCAGUGGCCCUACCGUGCAGUGGCCAGAGCUCUGGAGGUGAUUCCUCGCACUCUAAUCCAGAACUGUGGAGUUAACAUGAUCAGGACGCUGACCGCUCUCCGGGCUAAACAUACUCAAGCUAAGAGCACAACCUGGGGGGUGGAUGGAGAGACAGGGAACCUGGUGGACAUGCAGGAGUUUGGAAUAUGGGACCCCUUGUCGGUCAAAGCUCAAACCUGCAAGACUGCGAUAGAGACUGCCAUUUUGCUGUUGAGGAUAGAUGACAUUGUCUCUGGCACCAAGAAGCAGGCUGCUGACGGUAGUGGCGCCCCAGCUCCUACCGACGGUGCUGGCGAUUCUUGAAGAGCUAGGACUUGAAAACCUGUGUGGCAUACAUGCAUAGAUGUGCUGCCACUCCAGAGCUGGGAAAAUUCAAAACUUAGUGGUGGAAAACGUGAAACCAUUUUUCUUUGUGCCAUAUUUCAUUGUCAGUUUGUCUGCUGCGCUACCUGAACUUGUGGAAUUAUCAAUUUCACAUGAUAAUGCACCAGUUUUUCAUUUUUGGACGGUGAAAUUUCCUUAGUCUGUUUCCAUUUUGCAAUUUUGUGUAGCUUUAAGAGUAGCUUAAAUUUAGAAUUUCUAAGAAACAGUACUGCUAAACAUUUGGCUCUUCUGGAAUGACUUGGAAUUUGACAGAAUAGAAAAUCAACAAAACAUGCAAACCCAUUUUAGUUUAUGUACAAAUUGUCUCCCCUUACCCGUCUACGUCUAGUUAGUGCUGUAUUGGAUGCACCUGUAGCUGGCACAUGUGAUGACUUGGAUAGAUUUUCUUAAUUCAGUGUCCCAGUCAGGUGUUGUGCUAUAAAUUUUUUUUUUCAUUGUAUUAUCAUUUAAAUGUUGGAGGUUUCUAUAAAAUGUGCUCCUGGUAUAAUUUAACUGCUGUGUUCAUCUUAUUAUUGACUGAAUUUUUCACACAAUUCUCAUCUCAGAUGUUGACAAGAAGACACAGGCUUGGCCUUUGCCAGGUGAAAAGUAAAAAAAUUUAUUUUUGACUUGUCUUGGAAAGCUGUUGGAGCAAGUCUGACCUUAAAAAAAAGUUCAAGAAAGUGGAAAUGUGAUCUAAAUUAAGUUUUAACAUUUUCGUGUCACUAUCAAGGGUUUCCAUCUGGUGUAAAAAAACCUGGUUGAAUAAAGUUCUUGAUGUGGAUCUUGCAAUUAGGACAGUGUGGUGGAGGGAGCCGUUAAGUUGGGUUCUAUUUAUUGAUUUGAUUGUUUAUAAGUGCUG